AUGCCUGACUUGAGAAAUAUCGCUAUUGAUAUGGUGAACUUCACCGUAUCGAAUGUCAAUGAUGCCAUUUCAUUCAAACCACAUCUUUGUAGAGAGGUACCUCAACAACAAUACAACGCUUUGAAGAAUUGGUACAUUGAAUUUACUGGUACUUCCAUUCGUAAGAAUAAGUGUAGGUUGUUUUUCUUACCAAUUAACGUGUCCGAUGAGCUGCAACAGCUGAACCCCGUUAUUCCUGAUGAAGUCAAGAUCACCAGUCCCGAUGACAGCAAUGUAAUCUAUUACAAGAACAGAUUGAUCACAGAACUCGACUUUGAAAAUGUCAAGCGUGUUCAGAGAGCUUGUAUUUAUAUUGCUUAUGCUGCUGUCAACCAACUGCUAAAUUUGGAAACGGAUCCAUCUAUGAUCUUGGAGUCGAAUCAGUCGACUGCCACUGCUACUAACAUGGGCAACGGAACUGCCCCUUCAUCUGCAGCAUCUUCUCAUGCAAAUGUUGAUGGAUUAGACCCUAUGGAAUCAUGCCACAUAUCUUUAAAAAGAGGUGAAGUUUUAGGAUUCAGAGAGUUAGGUCACUUGAUAAGCAUCACGCCAUGGCAUUUCCAUCGUGUCUUUAAAGUGAUCACUGGUUUAACCAUUCGUGAAUAUGGUCAAUUGUGUGUCGAAUUUUUGAAGAAGAACUGCAGUUUGGUCAACCCUGUUAAAACAAGAGUAGCUAAGUUGAAGGAAAACGGUGAUUCUUACUCCUGUCUUGACGAUGAAAAUUUCAUGAACGAUGAUACUGUCAAGUACGAGUGUGAUGACAACUGUGUCAUUUUACCCGAUUACUUCAUUGAUUUGACCAAAUCCAAGGAAUCCAAAAGAAAAUCGAAUGAUUCUCCACCAUCCAGUGCACCUUCUAACCGUUCCGCUAACAACGGUAUUGAUUUCACUAGUGAAAACGAUUCAUCUAAGAACCAUCAUCCAACUUCUGGGUUAUCACGUUCGGAACAGCGUAAACGCAGAAGCUCUGUAAUGAUUCAAAAGAUUAGAAAUGCAUCUAUUUGCACUUUCUCAUCGAACCCCUCUAUUCAAUCUGCUUUGAAUAACCCCGGAACCCCUAUUCAAAGCUCUGAUUACAAAUCUUUGACACCUUCACCUGGUAACCAAAGUAAUCAUGUUCAAUCUUAUGAUUUUGCUCCUUAUCUGCGCCAUCCUUCUACAUCGACUAUUGGAUUAAGACGGAAAUCCAAGGCUAGUCGUAACGGUAGCGUUGCUGGGUUGGAAGCUCACGGAAUGGUUUCCAAGCCCAAGCAUAAAAGAAACACUAGCGAACCUACUGUUAACAAUGAUAUAAACAUUAGGGAGGGAUAUUUGACUAGUAAGAUGUCUAAUAAUCAAGCGCUAAAUGACGUUACAAACAACGAUACUGGACAAAACCAAGGUCUAGCGGAAGCGUUCACGUUCCCAUCUCCUCAAGUUGCUUUCAAGUUUAACAUGUUCGACGAAUCAAACUUGAACAACUUGGACAUGGACAUGAACUUGAACUCUAUGAACCUAUCUGAGAUGGCUUUGAAUUCCAUCUCUACAAACAUGGAUGCGUUGACUCCUUUGAACCAACUCGAGAACAAUCUCAGUGCUCCUGAAACAUCAAAUACUGCUACGUCUGGUACCACAACUACGACAACUACAGAUAUUGAUUUGAACCUUGCCAUGGACGACAUUACAGAAAUGUCUGCCCUAUCUCUAAAUUCAAACGCUCAAUUUCAAUACGUUCAUAUGGAUAAGCCACAGCAACAGCAGCUACAAUCUCUUAACUUUAACAAUGGCCCACUACAUCUAGACGCUACCCAUCAACACCAAAUAAGCGAACCCCAAAGCUUGAGUUCUACACUACCAACCACUCCUCAGGAUGUCAGUGCUUUGUUACCGUUACAAGGUCAUGAUUCGUUGUUAAUGGAAUUUUCCCCAGAGGAACCUGGCAACAUCGCAUCUAGUGUGGAUCCAUUAUUCCCAUUGUAUCCCUCGUCCAUGUUAACCGCUAUGCCCAGCGACGCUUUUGCAACUUAUGAGGAUUUCAUCGCGAACUAA
Messenger RNA from Kluyveromyces lactis, 2067 nucleotides. RefSeq lists its product as uncharacterized. Lineage: Eukaryota; Fungi; Ascomycota; Saccharomycetes; Saccharomycetales; Saccharomycetaceae. The record is from RefSeq and is a predicted model, not a curated record. The transcript has a single exon. The coding region runs from base 1 to 2067 and encodes 688 amino acids.